This is a messenger RNA of Pantherophis guttatus, 1084 nucleotides long. Its product is annotated as phospholipase A2 inhibitor and Ly6/PLAUR domain-containing protein-like. Lineage: Eukaryota; Metazoa; Chordata; Lepidosauria; Squamata; Colubridae. The record is from RefSeq and is a predicted model, not a curated record.
UGUUAUUUACCUUAACCUAAGAAAGACAGUGAUAAGAAGAAUUAAGAGAAAUAUCUUUCAGCACCGAAAUGUAAACGAGCUCCUAGAGAACAUUUAACUGGUGGCAUGCAAUGGGUAUAUAACUUUGGAUCAGUAAUGGCUUGCAUGGUUCCAUAUCUGAUGCCCAAAUUAUUGAAAGAAGUUCAUGUAACUGACAUCCUUGACCAGAGUGUGCUGGCUUAGGAGUAAAUCCCAAAGAAUCCAAUAGGUCUGACUUUCAGGAAGUUUCCUCUGCUAGAAGAUUCCAGAUGUUGAUGCAGUUGCCACCUCAACUCCAGCCUUCCAUUCUCUCCGGUUCUGAAGAGAAUGGAUAUAUUGCUGAUUUACUACCUCUUUGAUUUUCUGCUGGCUAUUGGGUUUGGCUUACAGUGUGAACGAUGCAGCAGCAAAACCAGUUCCUGUACUGGAGCCCCAUAUAAUUGUCCAAAAUCUGAAAAGGCCUGCCUGAUCCUUACCAUAGAGAACAUUAUUGAGAACAAUCAAUGGUUCUCCACCUUCAAAGGUUGCGUGCCAACCAAGAACUGUCCCACUCUUUCCACGAGUUUCACGUUUCCUUCAAAGCAUGAGCGAAGGACGGCCAAGUGCUGCUACCGUGAUUUCUGCAACAAAGGAGUUGUGAAAUUGGAAGAUGCAAAGAAAACACGAAAUGGACUGAAAUGCCCAGGAUGCUUUUCAAUGAAUCUGGAAUGUCAAGCCACAGAGAUGUUAAACUGCCAUGACCAGGAGCACAAGUGUGUUUACAUGAGUGUGACUGUGCAAAACGAUAAUCAGAUCUACGUCUAUGCUAAACGUGGUUGUGGAACCAAGCAAGCCUGCAGGAAUAAGGAACACACAUUUGGCAUCCCCGGAUUGUAUGCCGAAAUUUGGAAGAAUGUUACAUGUUCUCAUGCUGCCAAGUGAUUGAUUUAACGAGCGAAGGGGCUAGUCCCUUACAUCUUCAGAAGCCGGGAAAGGAGAGAGCGAGUGUGUACAAGAGUUCUAAUUAUCUUGAACAAUGAGCUCAUUUUUCUUUUAUGGCGGAAUAAAAUCUUGUUGUGCUUCUUUA